This is a messenger RNA of Striga asiatica, 366 nucleotides long. NCBI's taxonomy places the organism in Eukaryota, Viridiplantae, Streptophyta, Magnoliopsida, Lamiales, Orobanchaceae. The record is from the annotation of a GenBank genome assembly.
AUGUAUAUAAGUUGUGUGAUUCGAAAAUGUGGAGAUGCUAAGGUGAAAGCUAGUUCGUACGUCUCUGUUAAUGCCCACCAAAUUAUUGUUGGUGGCCACUCAUUUGAUAUAACUGGAACUAAAGGGUCCUGGUAUGGUUGGGUGGAUCUGGAUCUUCUCUGUAAUGGUGGUAUGUGUUGGGAUGAAACUCUUGUGAGAAUUCUGUUUCAUGAAAGGGAUGCUACUGAAAUAUUGAAUAUCAGAGGCCUCAAUCCAAGAGGUGAUGAUAUGUGGCAAUGCACAUUUUUUGAUAAGGGGAGAUUUUCAGUACAUGUUGCAUAUGUUUCUCUUUUAAAAGAGAAGAUUUGUCUAGUGUCUGAGGCAGAA